UGGCAAACACCCUCACACAUAGGGAUAUGAUUGACAUGGUUUUCACUGUCCUCGCGGUCCUAAGCCUUCUGUCCCGGUGAGGGUAGCAGGAGCCUCCGUGUAUUUUCCCCCCUUCCCGCUCAUACCCUUUGUCUCCCGGUAAUCGCUCACUCCACAUGCUUCCUCCUCUUUGUACCGAGUACUUCUCCUCCCUCCCCAAUGUGGACUCCCCAGGCGGCUGCGCUCGUCCUUUGUAAUUCACACAGGGAAUCAUGGCGACCCGCCGGACAACUCCACCUGAGGGUGACGGUGAGAGGAAGCUACAAGCGCCCACCGGGUUGGGCGGUGAGGGAUCAAAAAACAAAGAUGGGAGAGAGCAGAGUGAGAUGGUCUCGCCGGCGGAAGAGGAGGUUUUUUCUUGGCCUGGUCCGAAGUCGGUUUCCUUGAGAAGGACAUCUGAGGGAUUUGGUUUUACUUUAAGGCACUUCAUUGUUUAUCCACCUGAAUCUGCUGUCCAGACUUCAAUAAAGGAUGAAGAGAAUGGGAACAAAGGAGGGCGGCAAAGAAACAGAUUGGAACCAAUGGAUACCAUAUUUGUUAAACAGGUUAAGGAGGGAGGACCUGCGUAUGAAGCUGGAUUAUGUACAGGGGAUAGAAUCAUAAAAGUGAAUGGUGAAAGUGUAAUCGGGAAGACUUAUUCUCAAGUAAUUGCUUUGAUCCAGAACAGUGAUUCCACUUUAGAGCUUAGCGUGAUGCCAAAAGAUGAAGACAUCCUGCAACUGCUGCAGUUUCCAAAGGAUGUCACAGCACUGGCAUAUUCCCAAGAUGCUUACCUAAAAGGAAAUGAAGCCUACAGUGGAAAUGCCCACAAUAUCCCUGAACCUCCACCGAUAUGUUAUCCCAGAAUAAAGCCAACUGCAACGGUCAUGGCACAGCCAGUUGAAGUUCCACCUCCAAGCUCCUCAUUGGUUAAGCAGCAAUCUAUUCGGCCAGUGCGGACAGCAACACCACCAGACAGAAGUUACAGAGUUGAAAUACAAGUGCCUCCUUCACCAACGGAUAUUGUUAAAUCAAACACAGCAGUGUGUAUUAGCAAUGAAGCUGUUAGAACUAUUAUUGUGCCUUCCGAGAAGGUUGUAGAUCGUUCAUCAGUUAGAGUCAAUCGAGCUGGCCCCUCACACAGGACUGAAGAGGUAAGGUAUGGUUUAGCAGAUCCAUCUACUUUUAAAACAAAAACAAGGACCACAUCACCACCUUCUGCCACUCCCACUUUAGUGCCGAUAGUUCCAUUUAGUCGGCAGUUAGAUAAUAAUGGAUUAAUGGGUAAACCACCUAGCUACGGAGGACAUACUGAAAGCAUGUUUAACUCUAGGACAGCAAUCCAAGGGGAAGAAUCUCCAUCUCCUACAAAUCAUUAUUUAUCCCCAAAUUCCCACCAGCAUAUAGACUGGCGAAACUAUAAAACCUACAAAGAAUAUAUUGAUAAUAGACGUUUGCAAAUGUAUGGCUGCAGAACAAUACAGGAAAGACUAGACAGCCUUAGAGCAGCAUCGCAAAACACAAAUGAUUACAACCCAAUGUUGCCAAAUCGCCCUUCUGUGCAAGUGCGUCGAAGAAGUACCUCCCAUGACAGAGUUCCUCAGUCUGCCCAAAUUCGGCAAAGGAGUGUUUCUCAAGAAAGAUUAGAAGAUACAGUGUUAAUGAAAGAAUGGCCCAGAAGUGCUUCUCAAGAUACUUUGACAACACCAGUCUUUGUUCCCCGUAACCACAGAUCGGAAUCAUGGGAUUAUCUUGAAAGGCAGGGUGACAAACACUUUGUUCCAGAUUCUCAAGAAUCUAAUGUAGAGCGAAAGCACAAUUAUAAAUGGUCAGGAUUUACUGAGCAAGAUGAUAGAAGAGGUAUUUAUGAGCGACCUAGACAGCAUACAUUGCAUAUGUCUAUUCGAUCACCUAAUUAUGCCGCAGCCCCUCUUGCCUACAGUUCUGACAAUAGACGAGUUGGUUCUAGAGUUUUGACCUCCUCACAUCCACUACAAAAAGUUCCAUCUGAUGUAAAAACUGUACAACCUACUAGAAACUUUCAGACUUCAUCUUGCAGAGUUGCACAUCCUAGACAGACUUUAUCUGAAAGACCAGGUUUUGCUAUUUCUAAAAGUAACUCUGUGAAAGCCUCAAAUCCUAAUGCAGCUAAACCAUUUUCUCUUAAUGUAAAAUUAGAAGAUAAUGUCAUAAAAGACCAAAAAGUAGUGAACCACAUACAUAUAAGUAGUCCUGUAAGCUUGCCGAAAAAGCCACAGACAGACUCUGGCUCUAGUAUCAAAUCUUCUAUUUCACCUUCAUCUCCUCCAAUUAUCCCCAAAUCAGAACCCCAAGCUACAAAUAGUACAACUACCUCUGACCAUGUAGAACUUCAAAAAAGGCAUAGCUCUGAAGAAAAUGUCCAGCAAUUCACUACAGAAUUCAAUUCUGGGGAUUUAAAAGAUUCAGUAGUUUUGAGGGAAAAACCUCCAUCUGGCCGCCAGACACCACAGCCUAUAAGACACCCAUCGUACAUCUUUGCAGUCAAUGAGCAGGAGACUGUAUCAGACACUACCUGCUGGUUGCCCAAUGAUGCCCGUCGAGAAGUAAAUAUAAAAAGAAUUGAACAGAAGAAAGCGUCCGGCUCUAAUUCACCUGGGGACUCCCUGGCAUCCAUCCCUUUCAUAGAUGAGCCCACCAGCCCCAGCAUCGACCAUGAAAUUGCAAACAUUCCUGCUUCCGCUGUUAUUUCCACAUCUGCCGCACAGCCGCCCACCAUAACAACAGUUCCUCCUAGUCCCACUUCUCCGGUCCCUUUGAUUCGCCGGCAGCUCUCUCAUGAUCACGAACCUAUCAGGCCCAGUUGUCUAGAGGUAAACUCCAACUCCAGAUCCAAGUCCUGUGAUGAGGGACUUGAUGACUACAAGGAAGAAGGGAAACUGGCUCUGAAGCAUGGGUCUAGCCUGAAAGGAAUCAAGGGUCCGGAGAGUGUUCAGUCAUCAGAAGACUCUGAAUCAAGGAAGGAUUCCUCAUCUGAUGUCUUCAGUGAUUCCAACAAGGAAGGUUACCUGUACUUUAGACAGCUGUUCACUGAAAAGGGAAAGAGAGUUGGUGGUAGCAUCCGCCCAUGGAAACAGAUGUACACUAUUUUACGGGGUCCGUCACUAUAUUUGCACAAAGAUAAAAAAGACCAAACUGGAAACUCUUCAUCUCAGUCUGACGAUGAGCAACCUAUUUGCAUAAACGGCUGCUUAAUAGAUAUAUCCUACAGUGAUACAAAGAGGAAGAAUGUAUUUCGUCUUACAACAUCUGACCGGGAAUACCUAUUUCAAGCAGAAGAUAGAGACGAAAUGCUUACUUGGAUUAAAUGCAUACAGGAGAACAGCAAUUUAAAUGAUGAGCAACCGGGCCAAGCAAGCAGGGAUCUUAUUAGCAGAAGAAUCCAAGAGUACAACACAAUGAUGAACUCCUCCAGUAACAAAACCGAACCAUCCCCCAAAACACCUCGACCGAGUCUGACCUUCAGACACACUUUCCUGGGGACUAAAACUGAAGGAAGGCUGCAGAGCCCUCACUCUCCAAAGCAGGAUUCAGACCGUAAACUCCUAAAUAAAGAUGAUACCAGUCCACCUAAAGAUAAAGGUACGUGGAGGAAGAAUUUUCCAAGCAUGGUAAGAAAGACAUUUGGAGGAAAAGCAGCCGGCGGUGGUACGUUUGGGGUACGACUAGAUGAAUGCCCGCCAGCGCACACGAACAGAUUUGUUCCUUUGAUAGUUGAUAUAUGCUGUAAAUUAGUUGAAGAAAGAGGACUGGAAUAUACUGGUAUAUACAGAGUACCAGGGAAUAAUGCUGCCAUAUCUAAUAUGCAAGAGGAAAUCAACAAAGGAUUCACAGACAUUGAUAUCCAAGAUGAUAAAUGGAAAGACCUGAACGUGAUAAGCAGUCUGUUGAAAUCGUUCUUCCGCAAACUCCCAGAGCCUUUAUUUACAAAUGAGAAAUACAAUGAUUUCAUAGAAGCAAACCGAACAGAAGACCCAGUAGAACGACUUAAAGUCCUGAAAAACUUGAUAAUUAAUUUGCCAGGUCACCAUUAUGAAACAUUAAAAUUCCUGUCUGCCCACCUGAAAACUGUAGCAGACAAUUCAGAGAAAAAUAAGAUGGAACCAAGGAACUUGGCAAUUGUGUUUGGCCCAACGCUAGUUAGGACAUCUGAAGACAACAUGACACACAUGGUUACCCAUAUGCCAGACCAAUACAAAAUUGUGGAAACACUUAUUCAGCAUCACGACUGGUUUUUCUGUGAAGAGAGUGCAGACGAGCCAAUUACAACUGUACAGGAAGAAAGCACAGUAGAGUCUCAGCCAGUGCCAAACAUAGAUCAUUUACUCCCCAACAUUGGAAGGACUGGAUUAUCCCCCGGAGACGUAUCAGAUUCCGCUACUAGUGACUCGGCAAAAUCUAAAGGUUCUUGGGGAUCUGGAAAAGAACAGUACGGCAGAGAAUUGCUUGUGUCCUCCCUCUUUGCUGCAGCAAGUCGCAAGAGAAAGAAGCCAAAAGAUAAACCCCAGCCAAGCAGUUCGGAAGAUGAGCUUGAUAACGUAUUUUACAAAAAGGAGCAAGUGCAUGUAGAGCUUAUCAAAUCAGAUAACUGUGAAGACGAGUCGAUAGAAGAUAUUGACGUGCUUAGAAAGUCCAAGGGAUUGACAAUGGAAGAGAAGGAUGACAGCAAAAACUCCUUGCAGAUCCCUAAAGAUAAUUAUCUGAGGAAAGAUAAUAAACCAUCUGACGUUACGGUUUCCUGCCCCAAAAUAUAUACAAAAUCUCCAAACUUGGAUCAUAAGCUAAAUGUGCCAUCAGAUGAUAAAAAAAUAUUCACUUCCCAAAGCAACCUUCUAGUAGAUGAAAGCAUGUCUGACUCUGGAACUAUGCUUAGUAUUUCAUCCCAAACCUCUCUGUACAGGUCAAAACCGAAGAUAAUUAGUCCUGAAAUGAAAAGCAGUGAAUAUUUAUCGGCGGAAGUAAGUUCUAUAACCUCAGACUAUUCAACAACAUCAUCAACAAUGUAUAUGACAGGGUUGGAUUUGAAUAUGAUCAGCCCUGAGGUUCAGUCUGUAGCAGAAAGCAAAGGAGAUGAAGCAGAUGAUGAGCGGAGUGAGUUAAUCAGUGAAGGUCGACCUAUGGAAACAGACAGUGAAAGCGAUUUUCCUAUUUUUGCUUCAAGCGCUGCCUAUGAUAGGCAGCAACGAAACAAAGUAGAAAUAACUCCAAAAAGUAGUCGGAGAAAUUCGGACGGAAGUGUAAGCUGCACUGACGGGAGUUCAACACCAAGGCUGGAUAGCCGCCGCUUUAGCUCUCAUAAACUUAUUGAAUGUGAUACUUUAUCUAGGAAGAAGUGUAACCGACAAAAGACAGACAGUGAGUGCUCAGCUGAUAGCAAGAGCGAGGAGACAACUAUAGCUUCAAAUGUGAUAGAUGUAACUAAAAAAACAAAGCCCUCUGGGAAUAUAGAUCUGACAGCAAAAAGUGAUUCUGAAAAACAGGAGCUUGCAUGGCGGCUAAAAAUUACAGACAGACUGAAAAUGCGUCUGAAAGCUUCAGCAGAUGACAUGUUUGGAGUAGGAAGUCAAAAAGCACAGGCAGCUGAAAAUAGGAAGAAAAAAAAUAUCAGACGGCGGCACACAUUGGGGGGACAAAGAGACUUUGCUCAGAUAAGUGCACUAAAUGCCUGGAAAAUCCAUGAAUCUGAGAGCGGUGUUAAAGGAGUGGAACUCUCUGCUGUGGAUCGGUUAAAACCAAAGUGUCCAUCACAGGACCUCUCUAUUUCAGAUUGGCUCGCACGAGAACGUUUACGCACUAGCACAUCUGAACUCCAUUUGGUUGAACCCGUAGAGCAGAUUUUUGAGCACACUAGUUUACUGGAUUCAGCAGUGCCAAAUCCACCCACAUCAUCUUCAUCACAAAUAAAUGCCCCCAUCAGUAGUGGUGGAGCUGAAAUUCCAUCCCAAUUAACACCUCUAUCAGUUGACCAACUAAAUGGUGAAAGCUACCAGAGCAAAAACAAAAACAACUUUAGCGCUGCUGUUGAUGCCCACCCUCAUAAACUUUCUGGUACUCAAGUGGUCAGAUCUAGAUUCUACCAGUACCUUUAAUACCUUAAUUACAAGAGAAAAUGAAUAGCAUUUAGUUUAUUUUCUGUGUAUAUUGACUUUUUUUUUGUGCAGCCUUUAUAUGGGCUGAAUUUAUUCAUAGGCACUGUGGAAAGUCUUCACAGAGCUUAGCUACAGCCACAGGAACAGAAUUUUAGUUGUAAAUCUGAGGAAGUUGUUUGCUUUCAUAUUGUGCAUUUAAAAUUUUACCUAUGCCAUUAGAUAACAAAGAGGUUUCUUUUUAUUUAGUCACUAAGAAAGUGCCUCAUCACAAAUUCAUUCAUUUUAAUAGGGUGCCAUAAAAUUUCAUUAGAAUUGGGAGAUAUGUACUGUGAGCAAAGAUUUUACCGGUAACCAUUUUCAUUACAUUUUAAAAAAAACAUUUUAACACAUAGAUUCAGAGCUUCCGUUCUUUAUGCAUUCCAGUUGAAUCUCUGAGUUUUAUAUACAAACUUUUAAUACAGUUUUUGAGUUUUAUGUGACUUGAAUUUUUAAUCUUUCUGUAAGAUACAGUAAGUAACUGUAUAUAUUAUGUGUAUCUUUUCUUCAGAUACCAGAUUUGAUAUAAAUGUUGUAACAUAGGCAUGUAGAUAGUGAACCAUGGAUAAAACUGGUUUCUUUUAUUGAAAAGAAUAUAAUUCUGCAUGAAGACCUACUAGAUUCUUGUAUCAUGCCUGUGUGCAAACCAACUUUAAACACUGGAAAUAAAAUUUGUUUUGGUGAUUUAUUUUUUUAACUUUAUUUCAGAUUAUAAAGUGUUCAUUCCAUUAGUUUUUUUGAAAGUUUGUUUAAACGUUUAUUCCUGUAGUAUUACUCUGCAGAAUAUUCGCUUGCACAAGAAAACAAAUCUAAAAUAUUUAAUGUUUUUUUUUUCUUUUUCUAAAACGCCACAUUAAUGCAGUUAGCUUCUUUAGGAGAGGGUCAAAUCUCUAAUAAAAACAAUAUUUUCUUCUUAUGUA
Molecule: messenger RNA, 7102 nt
Organism: Bombina bombina (fire-bellied toad)
Lineage: Eukaryota; Metazoa; Chordata; Amphibia; Anura; Bombinatoridae
Gene: ARHGAP21
Product: Rho GTPase activating protein 21
Exons: 25
Coding region: 252-6146 (1964 amino acids)
Biological process (GO): Golgi localization; signal transduction
Molecular function (GO): protein binding
Source: RefSeq, a predicted model, not a curated record